AUGGAGGAGCUAACAGCAUUAGACAGGAGUCAGACUGAGUACCAGGAGUGUAGUUUAAUGUGUGUUACAAAAACACGACUGCACCAGGAUAUUCCCGAUGACAACGUCUCCAUCGAUGGCUUCAUGAGUGUCCAGGCUGACAGGAACAGCACCGAGAGUGUUCUGCUGAACGUCAUUUCCAAACUUGCACUGGAUCAAUACUAUCCCAACAAGCUUAGACUCCAGUCUCUCCUGGAAAUCAAGAAGACCAGCAGUCAUGACAAUGAAGCUUUGGCUCUGAACCAAAUUCCAUUCCACUUUCUCACAAAGCUAUUCAAACUCAAUGUUGAGUGCAGAAGCUUUAUGACAUUGAUGAACAACGCAGAGGAAGAUAUAUACAAUGAUGUAGAUGAAGAUGAUGAAGAUGAGGUCACUGCUGAUGAUGGUGUUCAUCCUCUGGACCUCAUAGUUGCUCUGUUCCUCUGUGCUGACAGCUGUUUGCAGCAGGAAAUGGCCCUCAAAAUGUCAAUGUGUCAGUUUCCUCUUCCUCUCUUGUUACCACCCACUGAGAACAGCCAGUGCACACUCAUGCUUUGGGCUCUGAGAGGAAUCAUAAAAGAGUGGCAGCCACAUGGUUUGUCAGAGUCGAGAGGGUUCAAGGAGAACUACAUCGUCCAGGAAGGAAUUCCUCUCAUUUCCUUUGUGAGGCUGAAAAACUGCUCCUUAUCCAAAUCUCAGAUUUUAAAUCAAGUCCUGAGUCGUGGCCAGCAGAGUCACAACAUGUUCAUCCACAGAGAGAUGGAGGGAGGAGAAGUGGAGAGGAAAAUAUCUGCUGGUCUGGUUGAGGUUGGUUGGUUUCUCCCCAGUGGAAGAGAAAAUCUUGAUGUUUUCUCCAAUCCAGUUGCAUUUGCAAACCUGCGAGGAGACAUCUCAGAGUCCCAAACACAAUUCACUUUCCUCAUGGAGGUGUCCACUGCUGUGUUUGUUUUCCUGGACAGAGUGGAAGAGGCUGAAAACCUAACUCUCAGAUCAGUGGAAUAUCUAAAAUCUAAAAUAUUCCUUGUCGUGAACAGUCGUGAAAACAAAAAAUCAAUCAAUAAAAUACUUGAAGAACUGAAGCUGCCAAAAAACAAAGUCAUCAUGAAAGAUUCAAAUGUAUCUAGGAUUUCAAAGAAACUCUGUGAAACCAUCAAGACUUUGGUAACUGAUUUAAACCACAUCAGUGUUGAGAACAUGUGUGACACUGCUGUUAACUUGGGUCUGUGUGUGGAUGAAAAACAAACUAUUGACCAAAAAGAGACAGCAAAGAAGAUCUUUGGUGAUGCUAGAAGUAUUCCAGAGUUCAAGAACCAACAACUUCCUCUGCAAGGAAAAGAGUGGAAAUCACUCGCUCGAUUAGAAAGAGAGGAAUGUCGCAUCAAAGUUACAGCUGAUGUUGGAAUUGAACAUCGUAAAUGUGAGAUCAGAGCAGAAAAACAGAAGCUUCAGGAAGCACAAGCAAGAAAAAAGCUCUCCAGAGGAGUCACCAUGUUCAUUGAAACAUUAUUAUCCAGUGAUAAAGAACAAAGAGACUGUUUUCUGAGAUGGAUGCAGUUCUUGUUCAACACUCAUUCACAACACGUGUUAACUGAGCUACGGAAACAGUUCAAAGAGCAACGCAAAAGAAAAGAUGCAGCAGUUGUUGCAGAGUUGGAUCAGAAGUUAGUUGACAGUUCAUUGGGACUGGAGCAUUACAUGAGAGAAAUGGGGCUGAUUUUUGAGUUUUCCUCGCCUCUCCAAAACCUUGAGAAGCUUCCAGGUCUGGCUGCAGACCUGCUGCUGGAUGGUUAUCCAUUAGAGCUCCUGGAUGGAGAAGCCUCCAACAUCCCUCAGAGAUGGAUCUCACAUGUGCUGAUGGAGCUGCACCAGAAGGUUGGAGGGAGAAGCCGACUGUUGGUGCUGACUGUGUUGGGAGUUCAAAGCAGCGGAAAGUCCACACUUCUGAACACCAUGUUUGGAGUUAGAUUUCCUGUCAGCAGUGGGCGCUGCACAAGAGGAGCCUACAUGCUCUUUCUGAAGGUUGGAGAGGACAUGCAAUGUGGCUUUGACUUCAUCCUUCUUAUCGACACAGAGGGUCUGAAAUCUCCUGAGUUAGCUCAGCUUGAUGACAGUUAUGAGCACGACAACCAACUGGCAACCUUUGUCAUCGGCCUGAGUGACAUCACCAUCAUCAACCUUGCCAUGGAGAACGCUACUGAGAUGAAACUUGUUCUUCAGAUUUUCAUUCACGCCUCUUUGAGGAUGAAAGAAAUUCGUAAAAAGCCCAUUUGUCAUUUUGUGCACCAGAAUGUAGCAGGUGUUGCAGCUCAUGGAAAGAACACAGCAGGAAGAAACCGUUUGUUGGACCACCUGAAUGAAAUGACUCAGCUUGCUGCUGAAAUGGAGAAGAAGCCUGCUGUUCAGUCCUUCACUGAUGUGCUGGAUUACAACGUGGACACCAACAACUGGUACAUCCCAGGACUCUGGCAUGGAACCCCACCAAUGGCACCUGUCAACACAGGUUACAGUGAAGCUGUGGCAGAUUUCAAGAACAAGCUUCUGGAGAGUGUUAAACACAACCAGGACAGAGAACUCUCAACAAUUCCAGAGUUCAUUGAAUGGAUCACAAGUCUGUGGAGAGCAGUGAAAUAUGAAGACUUCAUCUUCAGCUUCAGAAACAUCCUGGUGGCUCAGGCCUAUGACGACCUGUCUAAAGAGUUCAGCCAGUGGGAAUGGGAGUUCAGGAAAGAGAUUCUCUCCCAGAGUGGAGAGGCAGAGUUAGAAAUCCAAAAUGCUGAUCAUGACUCAGACUUGUCUGCUUUAGUGAGGUCAAAGAAAUCAGAGCUCAUCGACAGCAUUAAAUCACAAGAGACCAAGAUGAGAGAGAAGCUAAAUGGCUACUACAAAAGAAAAGACCGACAUGUGAAACUGAUUGAAAAAUACAAGUCUGACUUCUCAAACAGCAUCACAAGUCUUUCAAUUGAGAUCAAGUCUGAAGUCAACACAAACCUAGACUCUGCACUGGAGCGGAAGAAGGCAUCCAUAAAAGUUCAAAAAAUUGAGGGUGAAUCCAGGAAGAUGAUGGAGCAGGAGGUGAUGAAGCUUCUGUCGAACGUUCGAGACCACACGUUGUCUGAUGAAGAACUGAGGACUGAGUUUGAUAAAAUGUGGACUUCAGCCACUGAAAAUGUGCCUCAACAGAAGGAAAGAAACAUUUGAUCUGAAUGAAAUCUUUGCCGUCAGAAUGUGAAUGAAUUAUUCUCUCGCGUUGUAGAUCUGAGUCAACAUGGUCGAGGCCAGUUCCAGGUCAGAAAUGAACACAUUGACUCAAACUUCAAGAAAGGUCAACAACCGUGGAGUGAUGAGCCCCAGGUGUUUACAAAUAAGGUGAUUGAGCAUUCAGAAAAGUUCAUUGCUGAUAAAUUCCAAACAAAUCAGGACUACAGUGAUUCAUUCAUGAGAGAGCUGCUGCAGGAAGUUGAUCAAUCUCUUGAAGAGAGUUACAAUCGUCACAAGACAAACAAACAGUUUGGAUUUGAGCUGAAACUUCAUAUUUGUGGAAUCGCUGCGAGGAAGUUCCAACAGAUGCACAAGAGAUUCUUGUCAGAUACUGAUCCAAGACUGCAGCUGGAAAAGCAGAAGGAGCAGUGGUUUCAGGACUUCCUGGACUUGUACAGAGAGAGGGACGACUGCCAGCGCAAAGCAGAGUACUUUGUCACCCUUUGUAUCAAACCAGCUGUGGAGGAUUACAUCAACAGGUCACUGGGAAUCACCAUUGUGGAUGAGGUUCUGACGAGUUCACACUCCGCAGUGUUCAGCUCUCGCUCCUUCUUCCAGUACAGCAUCCUGAAAGAGUUGCUCCUGCAGGAUGACUUCAAGGCUUUGGUCAAGUACUGUGGUGAAUAUGAAAGGUUUGUCAAGGAUUGGAUACGUCAGCAUGUUUCACAGAAGCUGCAAGAGAAUCAGACUCUUCUUAAACUCAGGAGAAACAACCUGAAAGUAAUUGUUGAGAAGAUCAGAAGAGUGAUAGAAGAGGCAGUGAGAAACUCACCAGAUGACAAUGAAAACAUCACAGAGCUUGUUGAUGGGAUCCGCAGGAGUCUGAUCAAAGACGUCUCAAUAUCUGAGGAGGCUGUCAGACGAAGCUUGUUCCAGAUCAAAAGCACAAGUCAUCAGUUUGGAAAGAUGGUUUUAGAGUCCCUUAGUGAGAUGACAGAAUCCUUCCACACUGAUUUCUUAAAACCUGAGGACGUCACAGAAACUCUGAACCAACUUCCUGUCAAACCAGAAGAUGAGCUGUUCAAGAGGGUCUUUGGUUGUGGCCACCAAUGUCCGUUUUGUAAAGUUCCCUGUGAGGAAGGAGGUAAAGAUCAUGAGAAGCACCAUGCUUCCAUCCAUCGACCUCAAGCUUUUGGAAGAUACCGUGACAAAGAGAGUCAAAUAUUAGUGGAAGCCCUCUGCACAGACAUGACGACUGACCUUAAAUUUAGCGCAGAAGAGACCAAACAAGAGAUUGUUCCUUUCACACAAUAUGCAGAGUAUUAUCCAGACUGGCACAUCCCACCAGAUGCCAGCAUACAAGCAUCUGACUAUUGGAAGCAUCUUCUUGUCAAAUACAACCAACAACUGGCUCAAGAGUUCGACGCCAAACCAGCCAACAUUCCAGAACUCUGGAAAGAAAUCACAAAGGAAAAAGCUCUGAAGGGCCUGAGAGAGGCCUUCAACAUCAGUGAAGAAGACCAUUAG
Messenger RNA from Synchiropus splendidus (mandarinfish), 4743 nucleotides. Its product is annotated as up-regulator of cell proliferation-like. NCBI's taxonomy places the organism in Eukaryota, Metazoa, Chordata, Actinopteri, Syngnathiformes, Callionymidae. The record is from RefSeq and is a predicted model, not a curated record. The transcript has 2 exons. Gene Ontology annotation, molecular function: GTP binding.